Molecule: messenger RNA, 1032 nt
Organism: Penicillium psychrosexuale
Lineage: Eukaryota; Fungi; Ascomycota; Eurotiomycetes; Eurotiales; Aspergillaceae
Exons: 1
Coding region: 1-1032 (343 amino acids)
Source: RefSeq, a predicted model, not a curated record
AUGGCACGAAAGCAACUCAUCUAUGAAAUCGGUCUAUUUAGAUCAAGUACCAAAAACAAAGACACACAGUUGAAUGUCUCCAACAAACGCUUCAAAAUCGAUCUCUUUGCUUCCGGCUUCGAAAGCUCAUCUACCCUCCUGGCCGAAUAUCUUCGACACGUUCGACGUCAAGAGCCAGAAUGGAUACCCGAUGAGGCCGAAAUAGAUGAUGAUGGGGAGUUUGAAGACCCUCUUGAAGAAAUGCAUGAUUGGGUCUUGCAGCCAUUUCUGUCAAUCUUCCACGAAAUUGCUCCCCUAGACCCGAGCCAAAAGUACACGCUUGACGACUGUCUGUUUGCAGAAGAAUUUCACUACACUGUGCAGGUGGUGGAAGAGAAGUUAGUUCCUGUUUAUCUCAGUAAUACCAAGAGGAUGCAAAAUGAUCUCAUCGGGACCUGUUUACCACCCUCCGUCGACUACUCGAUUUUUCCUGUCUACCAUCCCAAGGAAGUCCAGGUUCCAAUUAGUGCAGACUCAGCUGCACUGCCAGGAAUACCUCGCAAAGUAUUCAUUCAUGGGCGACCACAGCCUAGCUUCUUUAAGCUAGUCUAUUGGGGUGACGCGGGUAUUCUCACAAGAGAGAUUCUCACUUAUUCAAAGAUUCACAUGGCUAAAUUCGAUCCCCCGAUUCUCACAUCACAACUGGAAGGGCUGAUCCAGGAUGAUAAUGGGUAUGUAAUGGGAUUGCUUUUAUCAUACAUCGAUUGCGGUGGAGCUACACUCAACUGCAUUGAUGGACAUGAUCCCAAAUAUUCCGAGCUUCGACAAAAAUGUUUUGAUCAGGUUUCCCACACACUUCAACACUUCCAUUUACAUCAUAUAAUUUGGGGAGAUGCGAAGGCGGCCAAUGUGCUCAUUGACGUCAAUGAGGAUGCAUACCUGAUUGAUUUUGAAGGAGGUUAUACUAAGGGUUGGGUUGAGAAGGAGAAGUCCGACUCGAUCGAGGGAGAUCUCCAGGGACUUCAGCAUAACAAACGACGCCUUUUUGAGUGA